Octodon degus (degu) is the source of this 753-nucleotide messenger RNA. RefSeq names its product 39S ribosomal protein L30, mitochondrial-like. Gene Ontology annotation, cellular component: mitochondrion; large ribosomal subunit. Gene Ontology annotation, molecular function: structural constituent of ribosome. Lineage: Eukaryota; Metazoa; Chordata; Mammalia; Rodentia; Octodontidae. The record is from RefSeq and is a predicted model, not a curated record. The transcript is spliced from 2 exons. The coding region runs from base 1 to 753 and encodes 250 amino acids. Gene Ontology annotation, biological process: translation.
AUGGCAGAGAUGUUGCACUCAGUGGUUCACAGGCCCCCAGGUGGGCUGCAGACUGUCACAAAACGUGUGGAAUCUCUCGUGGGUACAGAUUGGAUUCAUCACAAAGUUACAAAAUCAAGAAUUCCAGAUAAAGUGUUUCAGCCUUCACCUGAAGAUCAUGAGAAGUAUGGUGGGGAUCCACCGCGCCCUCACAAGCUGCAUGUUGUUGCCAGAAUAAAAAGUACAAUAAGACGACCAUGUUGGGAAAAAGAUGUAAUCCAAAUGCUUGGGUUAGAAAAAGCACACACUCCUCGAGUUCAUAAGGAUAUCCCUUCAGUAAAUGCAAAACUGAGAGUGGUUAAGCAUCUCAUAAGAGUCCAGCCCCUGAAGCUGCCACAAGGACUUCCCACAGAAGAGAAUAUGGCUAGCACAUGCCUCAAGAGUACUGGGGAGUUAGUAGUGCAGGGACAUCUGAAGGCUAUGGACACCCUAAGCUCAGCACUCAGGGGGCUGAGGUGGUCCUCCUGCCUCCGCCUCCUGAGCGCUGGGGUUACAGUCGUGGGCAACUACGCUCAACUGAAGGAAGCUUUCUAUUCUGGCUGCGGGGACUGCUACUUCAGCCACAGUGUGGACUCAGCUCACCUGGCUUCUCAGUGCAUCCCAGGAAUGGUGGACUCUUCUGCACCAGGGACCUGGAGUUGGCUGCACUUCUGUCACCUUGCUUCAGCUGCUGUCCAGAGAACCUGGAGGACACAGAGCCCCUGCACUGAUUGA